CAUGAGAGAGGAGAGAAACAAUCUUUACAUCCGAGCUUAUCCUAUCUUGAGAGAAUUUUGCGCAGAGAAAGGUUUAGAUUUUCUAGUAUCUGAUAUGCGUUGGGGAAUAACGGAUGAUGCCAUAAACGGACACUCGCUAGUAGAUAUAUGUUUGAAAGAAGUUGAAAGUUGUAAAUCAGUAUCUGCAGGGCCUCAUUUCGUGGCAAUAAUAGGGAAUAAAUACGGCUUUAUACCGUCUCCAAGUUCAAUAUCAAAGGAAAAUUUUGAAUUAUUUUGUGAAAUGUUAAAAGAUGGACACACAGACGAUUUAGAACUUUUAAAGACUUGGUAUAUAAAAGAUGAAUCAUCAAAGAAAAAGCGCUACAUUCUCAUUCCAUUAAAGAAAUAUUUCCCAAAUUACAAUACCGAUAUCGAGCAACGUAAGGAGUGGGAGAAAAUCUCGGAAAGACUACAGAAUACUAUGCGAUUUUGUUCUUCAAGAUUAAAACCGGAAGAGUACCGUUUAUAUUUCACAUCGAUUACGGAAAAAGAGAUUGAAAGUGGAUUAUUGAGAACUUUGAAUUCGUCAGAAAGAAGUGCAGUAUUUAUAAGAAACUUUUCCAGUCCAAAUAUGGAAGAUAAAAUUAUUCCUAGAUUUUUCGAUGUUAAGUACUCGGAAGAAAAGAGAAAAAACUUAGAUAAUCUUAUUGAAAAUAAGAUACCAUCAGCUCUGAAAGAUGAUGGAAUUAUUAAAAAGUAUGAAAUUCCAUGGACAGAAGAGGGUGUUAAUCCUUCUAGUGCAAUUCAUAAAGAAUAUUUGGACAAUUUUAUAACCGACUUUGUUGAAACGAUGAAAAAUCUUAUUGAAAAUGCAAGCAAAAUUAACACUACCUAUUUUUCAACUUAUAGCCAUUUAGAAGAAAUUCUACAUCAUUCAAGAAUAAGUUUAGAUAAAUGUUCCUCAUUUUCUGGAAGAGAAAAUGAUUUGAACGAAAUACAUAAAUAUAUCGAAGAUACAGCCUGUACUACUCCAUUAGUUAUUUACGGUAAAUCUGGUGUUGGUAAAACAGCAUUCGUAGCAAAAUCAGUGGAAUUAAUUUAUGGUUUAUAUCCUGAAAGUGUUAUUAUUCAACGAUAUUUAGGAACUUCUCCAAAAAGUUCUAGCGCUGUAUUACUACUUCAGAACCUUAUACAGCAAAUAUGCAUGGUCUUUGAAUUGCAAGAUAUAUGGUCGAAUGCAUCUAAUAUAUUAACAUCUCUCAAUUCUUUGGAUCAGCUGUCAAAUAAUCUAGAUACAAGUUGGAUACCAGAGUUUUUACCAAAAUAUUGCAAAAUUAUCUUUUCAACUUUACCAAAUGAAACUUUAACCAAGCUAAAAUUUAAAAUACCAAAUUUAAAGCUAUUACAUGUUAAACCACUUUUAAAGGCAGUUUGCUUGGAUAUAAUUCAAUCACAUCUUGAAAAGAGAUCAAGAUUAUUAACAAAGAAACAAUGGGAAAUUUUGGAAAAUUUCUUUGAAGCAGGGGCCGAUGCCUUACAUAUUAAGUUAAUAGCGGAUACAGUUAUCCAAUGGAAGUCUUUUUUCGUUGAAGAAGAAUCGUUAGCAAAAACUGUUAAAGAAGCUAUUAAAAAAGUUUUCCUGAAGUGUGAGGCUGAGUUGGGUUCAACUUUUGUUCAAUACGCUUUAGGCUUUAUAAGUACAUCAAAGCAAGGAUUAACCGAAAUCGAAUUAUCGGAUGGACUAUCUACUACAAAUGACGUUCUGGAUUCAGUUUAUGUUUAUCACUCACCUCCCUCCCUCGAAACAAUACAAAUACCACCUCUGCUGCCUGCUAGAUUGUUAAGCGUGCUUUCAGAAUAUCUCACAAAGAGGAAAGUGGACAAAAAAAAUGUCUUAUUCUGGUAUCAUAGACAAUUUUGGGAGACUGCGUACGACAUGUACGUUGAGAAUUUUAGCUUGGCUCCGAAAAAAAUGCUUUAUUAUAACAUGCUAGAAAUAUAUACCUCUUCUGAUGGAAUUAAAAAAGACUUAGUUCUAUCUAAAAGAAAGUUGAAAAUAGAUACUGUGGAUAGAGGUAUUUUAAAAAGAAAUCUAAAGAGUCAAAGAACAAUUAACUGUAUUCUACACUAUUCAAUUCAACCACUUUUUCACGACGAUACUACAUGUAAAAAGUUUCGGAAGCUAACUUUAUUUAAUUUUGAAUGGCUAUUACAAAAGAUAAUCGUCUGUUCAAUAUCGGAUCUCUUAUUAGAUAUUUUACACAUCUUAUCGUUUUGUUCACACGAAGAAGUUGAAUUAAUGAAUGAUUUUCUGUGCUUGAUAUCUUUUUCACUUCGCUUAAACCCUCUAGCUUUAGCAACGGAGAUUGUAUCUCGAUUGACUGCAAAGGUUCUAUUAGAAAAAGAAGAAUUUUUUGACUUAGUUUCGUCUGCUAAAGAUUGGAUUGAAAAAUUCCAUGGUCCUUUAAUAUAUCCCAUACAUAAGGCCUAUUAUAGCCCUGGUUCGAUAAUACGUUCUAGAAUUGUGGGACCGCAACACUUUAUAGCAAUUAGUUCAUGUGAACAAUUUUGCCUCGCGUCAAGUGGUUUCCAUGGAUUAGCUGUUUAUAGUUUAAAAUCUAAUGAUCUUAUUCAUAAAUUACAUAAAAAAUGGAAAGCGAAAAUUAAUCAUUUCGUUAAAUUUUCGUCAAACGAGAAAUUAAUUAUUGGUGUAGAAGAUUUUAGCUUAUAUAAUUCACAAGAUAAUUUUCAAGUAAUAUACAUAUGGGAAUUGGAAUCUGGAUGCUUAAAAUUUAAAGCUCGUUUACCUGGCCAACAUACACCUGAGAUGGUUAUAACAAAGGAUGAUAUGGUAGUUGCCGUAUGUAGGCUUACAUGCUUUUGUUUAAAAAUAGACGAAAAUAAUAGUUUGAAAUGGAUGGAGCUUGCUACUCCUCACGAAACUUUACAUUCUGCUUUGUUCCUUUCUAAUGGAGCUUAUUGCAUAACAUUUGGAAAAUCAGAUUUACCUAAAUAUACAAUAAGAAAAGGUUUAUUCUUGGAAUUUAAUGACGUAGUUAUAUUUACAUAUGAAAACAAUGAGGAAGUCGGAUUAGCAACUUACAGUUGUUUAACUUUGAAUGAUCCGCCAAUCCUACUCGAUUCGUUAGAAAAGAGUACCUACGGCACAAUUAAAGAUAUUGCUUGUUAUCAAAAUAUGGUUACGGCUUGUACAUCUUUGGGAUAUAUUUGUUUAUGGAAUAUAUCGAUUUCAAACGAUAAGAAAAGCGCUUUAAUUUAUUCAGUCAAAAUAGAUGAUAAUCUAUCUUUAGAGAAGAUUUGUAUAAAGAAAGAUUUUAUAUAUUCAACUUCAUCAAAGGGUAGAUUAUUUUCUUUCUCGAUUGAUAAAGCAACUGUUGUUAGGAGUAUUCAAGCUCAUGCCGAAGCCAAUAUCAACGGUUUAAUAAUAUCAAAGGAUGAAAAAACUCUAUAUACAACUGCUGCUGACUUAUAUAUCAAGCUAUGGAGAAUUAAUAUGCUGGGUGAAAGAAAUAAUAGCUGGGAAAGCGAAAAGCAAUUACAGCUCUCAGAAGAGGAAGGUUACUUUCGCGUAGCUGUUGAUCAAAAGAAUGAACGGAUUAUUACGUUAUCUAAUCGUUGUAUUGGAAUAUGGGAUUUUAUGGCUAAUAGGAUUAAAAUUUUGAAAAAAAUAACUCAUUUUGAGACUGGUAGCGAAAUAUUUGUAAACGAAAUGGGAGAUAUCUCCUACAUUACAAGAAAUGAAAUAGUGAAAUGGAAAGCUGAAAAUUUUGAUGAAGUCUAUAGAAUAUCAUUCAAAAACGAUAUUGUAGCGUACAAAGAUGGAAAUCUAUGGUUAAUAGAGGGAAAUUGUCUAUUUUUAUUGAAAGAUGGAGAAGAGAAAGUUGAAAAAUUGAGCGAAAAUUUGUCUAAGAAUAGUAAAUGUUGCAAAUUCCUUAUAAAUAAGGACGAAACAACGGCAUUGUUAGCGUACGAAGAGGGUAAAGCUAUACAUCUUCAAUCCUAUAAUUUAAAGUCUUUACAGAUCGAAAACAAAGCUGAUAAAAAAAUAGCAGCAGAAUAUUCGAUCGGAGAAAAAUUAUCACACAUAAAGGGUUAUAAAGAACUUAUUAGAUUAAUUAAUACUCGUACUGCUGUUGUUAGUCUACACAGCGGCGAUAUGAUUGUAUUUGAUCAAUAUUCAUUGGAAAUAAUCAAGAUUUUGAAAUAUUCGCAAAGCGGAAUUAAAGCUAUUGGAAUAUCAAAUGAUGAAGCAUAUUUAGCUGUUGGAAGAGCGAAAUCUACAACCUUAUUAUAUUCUAUUAAAGAUGGUUACACCCUUUGUAAAACGAUCAAAGGCGAGUUUAACCAAGUGUGGAGCGUGGCAUUCAAUGAAAAUAACACUCUUUUAGCCAUUGGUUAUAGAAAUAACGUGAUUGAAAUCUAUGAUCUGAAGAGCGAUAAAUUGCUUGUUCAACAUGUUUGUCAUGCCGAUUGCUAUGAAUUAAUGUUCAUAUCUAACGAUAAAUUAAUCGCCCAAUUAGAUUCUAAAGUUUAUAGAAAUGUUUGUUUAUAUAAAAUGAUGAACAUAAAAACCAUGGCUCCAACAGGGGAUCCAGGAGCAGACAUAAAGACUCUAGUUGAAAAAACGAUAACUUCAAAUGAAGUUGUAAUUUUUAGUAAAACAACCUGUCCGUUUUGCACAAAGGUGAAGACUCUGUUUAGAUCUCUCAGUGUAGUUUAUCAUUGCGUUAACUUAGACAAGCUUGAAAAUGGAGCUCAAAUUCAAGAAUAUUUGCUGACUAAGACUGGGCAGAAAACUGUACCUAACGUUUUUAUCAAAGGAGAGCAUAUAGGUGGCUACGAUAAUGUCUCUGCAUUGCAAGAAAAUUUUGAGCUAAUGCCAAAAUUGGUUACCCACAAUACUGACUAUAAAUAUGAUCUAAUUGUCAUUGGCGGUGGAUCUGGAGGUUUAGCCUGUUCUAAGGAAGCUGCUAAUCUUGGUUUAAGAGUUGCAUGUUUAGAUUUUGUCAAACCUUCGCCAAGAGGAAGUGCUUGGGGUCUUGGUGGUACCUGUGUAAAUGUAGGAUGUAUUCCAAAAAAAUUAAUGCACACGGCUGCAAUAUUGAAAGAAAGACACGAUGAUGCCCAAAAAUUUGGAUGGGAAUUCCCAAGUGGAGAUGCUAGUCAUAAUUGGGAAACUAUGAAAACUAACGUGCAGAACUAUAUUGGUAGCUUGAACUGGGGAUAUAGAGUUGCACUACGUGAUAAAAAAGUGGAUUAUAUAAAUGCUUAUGGGGAAUUCAUUGAUAGCCAUACGUUAAAAAUUACUAGAAGAAAUGGAAAAUCUGAAGAGAUUACAUCUAAUUUUUUUGUAAUUGCCACUGGAGGACGACCAACUUAUCCAGAUAUUCCUGGAGCCUUAGACUAUGGAAUAACAAGCGAUGAUAUUUUUUCUUUGGGAUAUAAUCCAGGAAAAACUCUCGUCGUUGGAGCUAGUUAUGUAUCCUUGGAAUGUGCAGGGUUUUUGGCGGGAUUAGGUCUAGAUGUCACUAUUUAUGUUAGAUCCAUUCUAUUAAGAGGAUUUGAUCAGCAAAUGGCCGAAAUUAUUGGAGAAUAUAUGGCUAACCAUAAUGUUAAAUUUGUCCGUCCUUGCGUUCCUACGAAAAUAGAAAAAAUUACAGAUGGUGAACCCGGAGUGUACCGUGUUACCGCAAACGGACCCAAUGGUGAGACUGUUGAAGAAUUCAAUACUGUUCUCUUUGCAGUUGGUAGGAAGCCUUGCACAUCUGAUAUUGGAUUAGAGAAGGUCCAAGUGGAAACGAACAAAAAGGGAGAAAUUAUCGUAGAUAUAAAUGAGCGUACCUCCGUAGAGAAUAUUUAUGCUGUUGGAGAUAUCUGUCAAAAUAGACCAGAAUUGACACCUGUUGCUAUUCAGUCGGGAAAAUUGCUUGCCCGUAGAAUGUGUAAUAGGUCAACUGAAGUAGUUGAUUAUGAUAAUAUUCCAACAACAGUUUUUACACCUUUGGAAUACGGAGCAAUCGGUCUUUCAGAAGAAGAUGCAAUAGAGAAAUACGGAAAAUUAAAUAUCGAAGUUUAUCAUCAAAAUUUCUGGCCAUUAGAAUGGACAGUAGCAGAACGCGAAUCCAAGGUUUGCUAUAUGAAACUGAUAUGCGUAAUCUCAGAGAAUGAGCGAGUAGUCGGUCUUCAUGUAGCUGGACCCAAUGCCGGUGAAAUUACUCAAGGCUGGGCAUUAGGAAUGCGAAUGGGAGCAACCAAAAAAGAUUUCGAGAUGACAAUUGGAAUACAUCCAACUUCAUCCGAAACUUUCACUACUAUGAAUAUAACGAAGCGCUCUGGCAAAGAUGCCGGAGGUACCGGCUGCUGA
Molecule: messenger RNA, 6364 nt
Organism: Dimorphilus gyrociliatus
Lineage: Eukaryota; Metazoa; Annelida; Polychaeta; Dinophilidae
Source: the annotation of a GenBank genome assembly